This is a messenger RNA of Linum trigynum, 887 nucleotides long. NCBI's taxonomy places the organism in Eukaryota, Viridiplantae, Streptophyta, Magnoliopsida, Malpighiales, Linaceae. The record is from the annotation of a GenBank genome assembly.
AACUGGUUCGACGAUGAGCUCUUCAAAGCUCUCGAACCUGUCGUGGGCAGAAUUGCGGGACAGAGCCCGCCGCAUCGGCCGCCGUUGGCUGCCCGAAGAGCCGGCGGUCGAGCUGUCUGGCGCCGCCCCAAUCGCGCGCCCCCCUUCGUCGGCCGAGACCGCGCCGCGCGCUGGAGGAGGUCGGGCCGAGCAGCAGUGCCCCGCGGUAGUCGAGGCCGCGCCGCGCACGGGAGAGGAGAGGGCCGAGCGGCGCCCCGUGGUGCCCGCCGCGAUCGGACGUCGUGGGUUGUCCGAAGAGUCGCCGACCCCGCAAAUAGAAGACGGCGGGGAGCUUUCCCACGCACCGCCGGAGAUGGAGUUUCGUCCGUGGAAGGAGGGAGAAACGAGGAAGAAGGUAGUGGCGGCGGCGCCCGUUGCUUCGGACGACGGGGAGGUGGCCUCAGUAGCACGUAGGACAUUCCGUCGGCGGAAUGGUUCGUCGCCGUGGAAAUCGAUGGAGGUGAAGGAGGAAGGUGGCUCCUCCUAUCCUCUCACAAACCCUAAGGGUUGCACUGAGCAGCAAGGGCUCGAUCGGACCGGGCUCGUUUUGGGCCGACUUCAUCUGUUGAGCAGGCCGCAAGGAGACCAGAGUACUGGGCUGCAAUGGGGAAAGAAGUGGGCUGAACCAAUUUCUGAAGGUGGGCCGCAGUUGGGGAGAAAGAUGGCCGAGCCAAAUCUGGGUCGUUGGCCAAUUCAUGGGCCUUAUAUGAGCAAUUUAACAUUGGCCCUUCUGUAUGGAGUGGGCUUCAUUCGAGUAGUGGAGCACGAUUGGAAGAAAAGAAAGCGCAAGAAUGCAGGAGGCAAGACGUGGAUUGCACGGUAGGCUUGAAGAAAUGGGUCGAACUGAU